Molecule: messenger RNA, 3566 nt
Organism: Camelina sativa (false flax)
Lineage: Eukaryota; Viridiplantae; Streptophyta; Magnoliopsida; Brassicales; Brassicaceae
Product: putative disease resistance protein RPP1
Biological process (GO): signal transduction; defense response
Molecular function (GO): ADP binding
Source: RefSeq, a predicted model, not a curated record
GGCAAGGCGAGAUCAAUUUGCAAAAAUCGGAUUAAGAGAAAUUUGAGAAAUGGAAUAGCCAUGCUUCUUCACCUUUUUGAGAAAGCUCAGAGUUCAUCAAGAUAACCAAGAAAAGAAGUCAUCUUUUUCAUCUCCUUCAUCAUCAUCUCCAUCUUCUUUGUCUCCUUCAUCAGUUCCUUCACCUGCUUUGUCUUGCAUCUGGACGCACCAAGUCUUUCCCAGCUUCCGCGGUGAAGAUGUCCGUAGAGACUUUCUCAGUCACAUUCAGAUGGAGUUUCAAAGAAUGGGAAUCACUCCGUUUAUUGAUAAUGAGAUCAAAAGAGGAGAAUCCAUUGGUCCCGAGCUUAUUCGGGCUAUUAGAGGGUCUAAGAUCGCUAUUAUCUUGCUCUCUAGGAACUAAGCUUCUUCAAAAUGGUGUCUUGACGAACUUGUGGAGACUAUGAAGUGCAGAGAAGAGUUAGGUCAAACUGUGAUGGCCGUUUUUCAUAAAGUGGAUCCAUCUGAUGUCAAAAAGCUGACCGGAGAUUUUGGGAAAGUCUUUAGAAAAACUUGUGCCGGUAAAUCAAAGGAGGACAUUGGAAGAUGGAGACAAGCUUUGGCAGAAGUGGCAACGAUUGCUGGCUAUCAUUCAAGCAACUGGGAUAAUGAAGCCGCCAUGAUCAAGAAAAUUGCCACUGAUAUUUCGAACAUAUUGAUUAAUUCCACACCAUCAAGCGAUUUCGACGGGUUUGUUGGGAUGAGAGGUCAUUUAGAAAAGAUGAAACCGUUGUUGCGCCUAGAAUCAGAUGAAGUGAGGAUAAUUGGGAUUUGGGGUCCUCCUGGGAUUGGGAAGACCACAAUUGCCAGAGUUCUAUACAACCAAUUCUCCAACAGUUUCCAACUGAGUGUCUUUAUGGAGAAUAUCAAAGCAAACUAUGCAAGACCAACAGGCUCCGAUGACUACAGCGCGAAGUUGCAACUACAGCAAAUGUUUCUGUCUCAAAUAACGAAGCAGAAGGAUAUGGAGAUUCCUCAUUUAGGAGUUGCCCAAGAUAGGUUGAAAGACAAGAAAGUUAUGGUCGUUCUUGAUGGGGUGAACCAGUCAGUACAACUAGAUGCCAUGGCGAAAGAAACUUGGUGGUUUGGUCCUGGGAGUCGAAUCAUCAUUACAACACAAGAUCAGAAACUUUGUAAAGCACAUGGGAUUAACCAUAUUUACAAAGUGAAUUUCCCGCCAGAUAAAGAGGCUCUUCAAAUCUUCUGCAUGUAUGCUUUUGGUCAAAAUACCCCUAAAGAUGGUUUUAAGAAGCUUGCUUGGAAAGUUAUAAACCUUGCUGGUAACCUCCCUUUGGGGCUAAGAAUUAUGGGCUCCUAUUUUAGGGGAAUGUCAAAGGAAGAGUGGAAAAAGUCACUACCAAGGUUAGAGACUAGCCUUGACGCUGAUAUUCAGAGCAUUUUGAAGUUCUGUUUCGACGUUCCACAACUCCAUUCUGUUGCGGAGUAUACGGAGCUGUUAAGUGUCGAGCAAUGCCAGAAUCUUCGCAAAAGGAGUUGAACUCAUGAGAUACAAACUCCCCUCCUUUAUCGGUUCUAAAGGUCUGAAUAUUUUCUUCUGUUUCCUUUUCCACCAUUGUUUUGAACUUCUUGAACUUCUCCAUGGCUUCACUCUUCUCCUUUAGAAGGAUGGUCCACAUGUACCGUGAAUAAUCGUCGAUGAGCACAAAUAUGUAUCGACUUCCAGCGCUUGUGCUUGGUGUUAUUGGACCGCAGAGAUCUCCAUGUAUAAGUGCUAGCCUCUUUGUUGAUCGAAAGUUAGUUGCUUGCGGAAAAGGUUGUGUAGACUGCUUACCAAGUAAACAUGAGCCACAAAUCUCUUUGUCAAGUGGUUUACUUGGACCUCCCAACACAUGCUCAUUGGUAAAAAUUGAUGACAGUGUAGUAUAGUUAACAUGUCCCAUCCUAGCAUGCCACAUACUUGAUUCUCUUGUAGCCAAGAGAUUUAAACAAACAUUGUUUGUUAAUCCCAUGUUAACUUUAUACAACCGAUUCUUGGACCUCUCUGUUUUAACCAAUAGGUUUCCAUUUUGAUCUCUCAUUGUUAGGUACUCUCCCUUUAAAUGAAUAUCACAACCAGCCUUUGUAGCUUGUCCUAAGCUUAUGAUGUUGCUCCUUAGCUCCGGGAUGAAAUAUACUUCAGACAUUACUCUCGGCUUUCCAUAUGAAUCAACAAAAGCAAUUGUCCCUUUUCCUUUGAUAUCGAUCCUUGAGUCAUCUCCAAAUCUAACCUUCCCAGUUAUUGACUGAUCAAGUGUGUCAAAAUAUCUCUGAUCUCCAGUCAUAUGAUUGCUUGCACCGUUGUCGAGAUACCAAACAUUAUUCUCAUCUGUGUUGGCUUCAAACUUACUCGGUCUGCAGUAUUUUUCGUUUAGAUAGACAACUUCAUGCAUCAUAAGUUGAUCAGCUUCUUCUGUAUCUUUAACUUCACUUUCUUUUGCUUCCACUAUGCCUAGUUUCAUCAAACGCUCUGGACAUUGUGAAGCAAAAUGACCUACCUUGUCACAUCUGAAACAGACAACCUGGGACGGAUCCUUCCAAGUACUGCGACCACGUCCUCUUCCUCUGAAGGUUCUUCCACCACGUCCUCUUCCCCUGUAUUCUCCAUUGUAUUCUUGACUUUGUGACUCUUGGUUAACAUACAUAAGUUUGUUUUGAUCCUCUUGAGCAUCUUCUUCCUCAGAGAUACGUUCCUCAUAGGCUUUUAACCUACCAACAAUAUCCUCGAAGCUUACGGUAUUGAGGUUUAACACCUGCUCGAGAGAAGCAACCAUAUGUAUGAACUUCCUUCUUGGAAGACUCGAUAAGAAUUUCUUAACAAGUUUUGACUCUUCAAUAGUUUCUCCGAGAGAAGCUGUUUUUGAGGAGAUUGCAGAAAGUUUUUCUGCAAAAUCAUCAAUCUUCUCUGAUUCCUUCAUCUUGAGUCUGUCGAAUUCAGCCAUUAAGGUCUUUAAGCUCGCCUCUUUGACCCUCUCAGCUCCUACAUGUCGAUUCUGAAUUGUUUCCCAGACUUUCUUUGCUAUGCCUAGGCCUCCGACUUGCAAUAUAAGAGCUUCCGGUAUAGAUUGCAGAAUUAACGCUAUGGCUAGGUUGUUCUUAUCACUAUCGAUCAGCUCUGUUUCGACUGCCUCCCAGACCUUGUUAACCUUAAGCACAAAACUCAUCUUUAUGGCCCAAACCGUGUAGUUAGUUGUGUUCAGCAUGGGACAUGAUAUUGAGGACGAUGAAGAUGUUCCUUCUUUUGGUUUGUCUCCUGUGACUGCAAUCUACUUGUCUUUGUUAUCCGAACUCCCGUCGUCUGUCAUCUUCUCACAGAUUCCUGAUCUUCUUGCUCUGAUACCAAAUAUAGAUUUAUAAGAAAAGAUUAAGAACAAAGAAGUUUGAAGAAUAACUCUCUUUAUUAGCUCAAAGAAAAUACCUCAAAACUUUAAGCUCUCACAAACUCUCAAACUUAAUCUCUCUUAGGUUCUGCUACAUCUCAGCAUCCCCUAUAUAUAUAAGUUCUUAAGUAUAUUCUCCUAAUCUUAAAUGGA